UGGAAGGCUUACACGUUUGAGGAGGUCGAGAGGGACGCUCAGGAGAGGAGAUUUUGUUCGAUGGUUGUGGAGAAGGUGCCAACGAUGAACAGGUGUCCAGCUUGCAUUGCCUACAGUUGGAACCCGUACUAAGUAGGAAUUUGCGGAGUAGUGUUGAACUGGAUAGGGUGAGAUUCUGCCUUCAGCUUGACAAUCCCACUGCUGGAGCAACCGCUCUUCUUUGCUUUCAGAGAAACAGCAAAGAGGUUCUCUUAACAGCACAUCAGUGAUACUUCAGGAUGUCACACGAGCAUCAUUCCAUGCCGCAUAUGGACCAUCAUAUGAAUGGCUCAGCAAUAAGCACCGCUGAUCCUCAUGCGCACCAUCACACAACGCCAUCAACAGAGCACUCACAUGGUGGAGGCAUGAUGAUGGACAUGACCUUCCACUUCAGCUAUAAGAAUGUGCCUUUGCUGUUUUCUGGGCUUAUCAUCAAUACAGCUGGAGAAAUGGCUGGUGCAUUUGUGGCUGUCUUCUUCCUGGCCAUGUUCUAUGAGGGCCUGAAGAUUGCCCGAGAGAGCCUCCUCCGGAAGUCACAGGUCAGCAUCCGCUACAACUCCAUGCCUGUCCCAGGACCAAAUGGUACCGUCUUGAUGGAGACUCACAAAACAGUUGGGCAACAGAUGCUGAGCUUCCCUCACAUCUUCCAGACGGUGCUACACAUCAUCCAAGUGGUGAUCAGCUAUUUCCUCAUGCUCAUCUUCAUGACCUACAAUGCCUACCUUUGCAUCGCCGUGGCAGCAGGUGCGGGCACGGGCUACUUCUUCUUCAGCUGGAAAAAGGCAGUAGUGGUGGAUAUCACGGAGCAUUGCCAUUAACGCUGGCAGUGGGUUUAAGCUUCUCCCUGUAACCUCCAGAAGGACAAGGGUCACCCCCAAGCUUACUGGAAGCAAUGCCAAGAAAAUCUAUGGGAUGCUCUCAAUAACUUUCUGGGGAUGUGACCCCUUUCCCAUGCCUCUUGCUUCCUGCUCCUCCCUGAGGAAGUGGCUCCCUAAGGGAGCCAUUCUCCAGAUAGGGUGGCUUACUUGGGAUGGUUGGCUUGUAUAAUAGAUACAAUUAGUGGUUUUUGAUUUUUAUUUUUUAGAAUUUACCAUGAUGGAAUUAGCUAGCAGGCUAACAUAGAAUAUAAUUAGUUCUACAUCAUUUUAUAAUACUUCAAGCAGCAUAUGCUUGGAUUGCCGAUGGGGGUGGGGGAAAGCUUAUUGAGGGGUCUUAAUCUGCUAUUGAUGGGAGCCAUGAAGCUGCUGCCAUCUUAGUACAAGUACCUCUAUCCAGCUACACAGCUGAGGCCUCUGCCAUUCAGUGCAAGGCAUUCCUGGUCAUUUGUUCACUCUAGGGCCAAAUCUAGCUUUAUGCCCCCACCCCUCAGCCAGUGGUGAUGCUGGAUUGGCUCUGGCCCUAGGUAUUGCCCAGCUGUCUCUGAUGUAGCAAAGCCCUAAUAGCUGCUUUCCCCAAGCAGCCUUGGGCUUUACAUAUCACUUGUACAGUUGUUCAGGGGCAGCAUGACGCUGACAGGUUAUGUCUGUUGUGACUAGCUGCUUCUGAAACAUAUAAACUGAACGCACAUCCACUUUUUUAAAAAAAUCCUGUUUUAAAUAAAUGUAUGGAACAAGCACUGGCUUGGUUCUGGUUUGCAAGCAGAAAGAGACAGCAGUUUUUGCAAGGGAGCCUGUAUUAUUUAAAUUCAUGACUAGAACUACCUCAUGCAAGAUCGAGGUUAAGCAGCCUUAUGUUGUACCUGCAGUUACAAUGAGGGGGGAGUGCAUUGGUCUAUUCCUGUGGCUUUCUGUGUGUUCAGCCCACGUAGACAGAGAGCAACACAGGAAUCAUGUACAAAUAAGAACUCCAGCCCUAGAAGUAGAUUCAUUUUACAGGCCUUGGUUUACAAUUUCAGACAGGAAGCUUGCAGGAGACUGCUUCUUCCAUUGUCCCUCUUGGGGGAGGAACGUAGUGAGUUAUGAGUUACUUUAUUUUGCUGGAUCAAAACCCAGAAAAUGGACCCCUGAUGAAAAAACUACCCCAAGAUGAGGUGCAGACUCUAGCAGCUAUUUCCAGUAUGUUCUGGGGCAUAACCUGGAGAAAACAAGUUGGUACAGAUCUAUCUAUCUUUGGAACUUUCUUUUGGGGCACCCAAGAUUACCUGCAUGGAGCGAUUCAAGAGAGAUGAGAGUGCUAAUAUGUUUUAUACUUUGUAUUAAAUGAUGACAAUUCAUCCCUAAAACAUCUUCUGUGUAUGGAGGCAAGCAUUUUCCUCCAACCUGCACUAGCCUUCUUAUAGUGGCAGCUGCAUCUGAGAAAAUAUCAUUCCACCCACCCUGAUUCCUCAAAAAUUAUGGUAAGCAGUAGAGCUGACUUGGUAACUACAGAUUUUAGUUCCUUGCUGCUAAAUUGCUAUUAUGGUGCUGUGUGAUGGCAUGGUGUGUCAAAGUCCAGUGUACCCAUCUAAAGUUUAAAUAACCCGACUUCAUACCUUUUUGUAUCCGAGUACUGAGUGACCUCCAGCAACCCAUGGUACACAGAUCCUCCUCAAGAAGGCUGCAGGGCUGUGCUGAUGCUAUUCAGGCUAAAUCAACCUGCAGCGCAAGGAAUAAUAAAAAAACAGAAAAACAAACCUACCAUCUCUCUUAUUUGAUACAGGGACCAGACUCAUAGCAGGGAGAAAAGAGGGCACCAAACCUUGCCAUUCAGAGUUAACUGUGUUAUAUGCCGUUGUUCAUUUUACUUCUAGAAAUGGUAAAAAUAGCUGGCUUGGAGCAAAGCCUACAAAUCCAGCUAGUUCUGACAUAGACUGUGGCAGUAAUUUAGUGCUCUGGCUUACUGAUUUCUCAGUUGGUGUUUGCAAGGUGUUGCUUUAAUCUCUGGUAGUUCAGUUGAAAGCCUGUUGACUUGACAGACUUCUGGCUUUGAUGUCUCUGCUGCAGAAAUCCCCUGGCUUUGAGUCAGUUAAGUUUUGUCUAAAUCUACAGCAAAAAUGUAAGCAAGAAAACAUGGGGGUGGGGGGAGUUUAUCCCUCAUUCCAAUAAAGAUGCUUUAUGAAGGUGCAUGGGAGAGAAUGAUUACUUGCCUCAGCAAGGAGUUGUCAAACAGCAUAAAAAUGAAGUAGCUUACACACAGAAACCAAAGAGGGCUUUGAUUGACACUUGUUUGUCCUAUGUUGCAAGGUAUGAAGCCAACAACAAUGCAAAGGAAACAGGCAGGAUCAGCCCUGCCAUAAGCUGAAUUAGUCUGGGUGGGGGCAAAAUUCCCAGGGGCAACUGCAUCAGCGAUGUAAAUUUCUCAGAAAGCAGAACCAUUGCCUGUACUCUUGGAUGGGUGAUUUCCCCUACCUUCCAGGAAGGGCAAGCAAGAGCCUUUUGAUUACUACCGGAUAGAUAGAAUUGUGAUGAGCAUUCAAAGAGGACUGGUGGCAUUUCUGGAAAGAUGCCCUCCGGAUUAUGGCUCAUAGCUGCUUAUGCCACGAUAAAUUCCUUAAGUCUAACGAUUCCCAAAGAUGCUUGUUCGUUUAGUAUGCUGGUAUUUGCUCAGCUUGUAAAACAAUGUUACUGAUUUGCCAUGAGCAACAUAAAAACCUUGAACUGGGUGUAGUUACAGGAAAGAAAAUGUGCUUGGCAGUGUUUUGAACUGAAUGCUCAUCAUCAGGUUAGGACCAAAAAGAACUAUAAACAUCCCUUUCCUCUGCAAGGAAGGGAUCUCAGCUUGAAAUGCAUUGUGACUAUGUGGAGGCAAAAGUUUCCUGAACUAGUUUGGUAUAUCUUGAUUUUACCACCCAAUGCAAGCUCCAGGCAAACAGGGUUAAACAGCAGGCUCUGCUCGUGGCCUCAUGCUGCUUCCUCCUACAGCCCCACAGAAUCAAUAUAACGAGUAGAACGGAGACAACUGCUAGCUGCAUUGAAGCCACUUAUAAACUAGACUUGCACAAAGCCUCUCACAUAAGGUGAGCAAGGAUUUUUUUGCAAGCUGCCUGGAUGGAAAGUUUUUAUAAAAUAGAAGGGAGAUUGACUUUCUGCCCCUCGGUGUGGUACAAAUAAGUGACAGUGGUAAAUGUGGACAGAUCAGCUUAGAAAUUGUACUAGCCUAUUAGUCUUGCUACAGAGUUUUAAUCUGUACUAAUGAGGUCAACCAACCAUAUAGUAUGAGUUACCUUUAAAGACAAUUCAGCUAACUGCCUGUACUGGUGGAUGUUCUAGGCCUACACAAAUUCAUCAGUGGUCACCACAUGUUACCCGAUACCCAACAGCAACUGAACCAAUCAAGGCAGAGCCUGGGCUCCCAGACCCUCAAGCAGCCAUCUAUUUACAGAUGUAUACAAAGGGCAUACAUCAUAAGAUUCUCUGUGUACCAAGAAAAAUCUGUCUUCUCCCACUGUACUCAUCAGUUAAUGACUGUCUUGUGUAUGAUGCUGGAAGCAAUGUAAUGCUGUAUUCACCUAGCCCAUCCUAUUUCAAGCAGGAUUGGGCUUGCUGCUAUAGUCAAACAUGUCUAAUGGACAAAUGGUGCCUUUUCCAAAACAUGCCAGGGUCAAUGUGUAUUAGCAAAUCGAUAGGCUAGAGACUGCCCAUCUCAUGCUACUGUAUACUGAUAAUCAGUCUGUAUAUCACUAAUAAAGCAGAGUAUAUCUUCUAA
Molecule: messenger RNA, 4662 nt
Organism: Eublepharis macularius
Lineage: Eukaryota; Metazoa; Chordata; Lepidosauria; Squamata; Eublepharidae
Gene: SLC31A1
Product: solute carrier family 31 member 1
Exons: 6
Coding region: 279-857 (192 amino acids)
Biological process (GO): copper ion transmembrane transport
Cellular component (GO): membrane
Molecular function (GO): copper ion transmembrane transporter activity
Source: RefSeq, a predicted model, not a curated record